CUGAAGCAACAUCGUGGAAGUUGCGCCGGCAGGCGCCUUGGACGGGGUCAGAGUCCACGUGAAAACACGAGAAAAAAACAAAAAAGAGAAGACUUGAGGGGCAUGUCAAGUGUCAAGCAAGCAACCCACCCAGUGUCAAUCAGAUAUUAUUAUAUAAACCAAGAGAGCCAGAACCAUGACAGGAAGCCAUAAUUUGGACAAAGCUUGUAACACAUUGGUCCAUAAUUUGAGUGCCGUCAUCAGAGCCCAGAAACGAUGGCGCAUGGCAAUCUGUUCCAUCCGGUUCAUGGUCUCUCUUGCCAGACUUAUCAUUUCCAAAAGAAACAGCUGCCAAAAUUCUGGGAUCUUUAAGCCCCACUUUCUCACCACCCUCGAUAUUGAACCAAGCAGCAGCUUCCACCAUGGUGAAAAUCAAACUGUGGUGCCUUGCUCCUUUGUUCCCUGUAAGGAUCAAACAGCUCUCACAGAAAUGGUGAAGGAGAAAGAUUUACUUGCUCUCCGCAACUUUGGAGGCGUACAAGGCAUUGCCACUACUCUCAAGACAGACCCUGAGAAUGGAAUCCAUAGCCAUGAUCAGGAAGUCAGCAGGCGGCGUGAAAUGUUUGGUGCAAACACUUACCGCAAGCUCCCUCCAAAAGGGUUGUUAUUUUUUGUGGUCGAUGCUUUCAAGGAUACCACCAUUCUCAUCCUACUGGUCUGCGCUGCCCUUUCUCUUGGUUUUGGCAUCAAAGAACAUGGGGCCAAGGAAGGCUGGUACGAGGGGGGAAGCAUCUUCGUAGCAGUCUUUCUGGUUGUGGUUGUCUCUGCCCUCAGUAACUUCAGACAGGGGAGGCAGUUCGACAAGUUAUCAAAACUGAGCAAGGAUAUCAAAGUUGAUGUUCUUAGAGACGGUCGCCGCCUCAAAAUCUCCAUCUUCGACGUUGUAGUUGGAGAUGUCGUCUUUCUAAACAUGGGUGACCAGGUUCCUGCUGAUGGAUUGUUUUUAAACGGGCAUUCAUUGCAGAUAGACGAGUCAAGCAUGACAGGAGAGAGUGAUCAUGUGGAAGUAGAUUCCACUGAGAAUCCCUUCUUGUUCUCCGGAUCAAAGGUGUCGGACGGGUAUGCUCAAAUGCUCGUUACAUCGGUGGGAAUGAACACUGCAUGGGGCGAAAUGAUGAGCUCAAUAACCGGUGAUUCCAGUGAAAUAACACCACUGCAAGCACGGCUUAACAAAUUAACCUCUUCUAUUGGAAAGAUAGGCCUUGCAGUUGCUUUCCUAGUUCUUCUAGUCCUGUUAAUUCGUUAUUUUACAGGGAACACAGAAGAUAGCAAUGGGAUGAGAGAGUAUUAUGCUGGCCAAACAAGUUUAGAUGAUGUGUUCAAUGCAGUCCUACGCAUUGUUUCUGCUGCAGUCACCAUCGUGGUGGUGGCUAUCCCUGAAGGCCUGCCAUUGGCGGUGACGCUCACACUUGCUUAUUCCAUGAAGAGAAUGAUGGCUGAUCAGGCAAUGGUCAGAAAACUUUCCGCUUGUGAGACAAUGGGCUCAGCAACAAUAAUCUGCACGGAUAAAACUGGCACCUUGACAUUGAAUGAGAUGAAAAAGACCAAAUUUUGGCUUGGCCAAGAAUCCAUUGAAGACGAUUCUUCGAAUGUAAUUCCACCAAACGUUCUCACCUUAUUCCACCAAGGAGUUGGUUUGAACACGACUGGAACUAUCUAUAAACCUGCAUCAGGAUCCGAACCUGAAAUUUCUGGUAGUCCAACUGAGAAAGCAAUUCUCUCUUGGGCUGUUUCGCAAUUGGGUAUGGACAUGGAAAAGCUAAAGCAAGGUUCCACGCUUCUCCACGUUGACACCUUCAACUCUGAGAAGAAGCGGAGUGGGGUUGCAAUAAGGAAAAAGGCUGACAACACAAUCCAUGUGCACUGGAAAGGUGCUGCUGAGCUAAUCCUAGCAAUGUGUUCAAGCUAUUAUGAAACUAGUGGGAGUACCAAGUCCCUCGAUAAAGAUAGGGACAAGAUUGAGAAAAUAAUCCAAGGCAUGGCAGCGAGUAGCCUCCGGUGCAUUGCUUUUGCUCAUAAGCAAAUAUCAGAAGAAGAAAUGGAAUGCCACAAUGCUGAAAGGACUCUCCAACUAAAAGAAAACGACUUAACCUGGCUAGGGGUAGUUGGUCUCAAGGAUCCAUGCCGGCCGGGCGCCAAGAAAGCUGUGGAAACUUGCAGAAACGCUGGAGUGGAAGUCAUAAUGAUCACUGGAGACAACGUUUUUACAGCAAAAGCUAUAGCUACAGAAUGCAGUAUUCUAGAUCCCAAUCAACAAGUAAGUGGUGAACAAGUGGUAAAUGGUGUUGAGUUUCGAAACUACACGCACGAAGAGAGAAUGGAGAAAGUCGAGAAGAUCCGGGUGAUGGCAAGGUCAUCUCCAUUUGACAAGCUUCUGAUGGUACAAUGCUUGAAACAGAAAGGCCAUGUGGUUGCUGUUACUGGAGAUGGCACGAACGAUGCACCUGCAUUAAAAGAAGCUGAUAUAGGACUUUCCAUGGGCAUUCAAGGCACUGAAGUGGCCAAAGAGAGCUCCGAUAUCAUCAUCUUGGAUGAUAACUUCGCUUCUGUUGCCACCGUUUUAAGGUGGGGACGAUGUGUUUAUAACAAUAUCCAGAAAUUCAUCCAGUUUCAAUUAACAGUGAAUGUUGCAGCUCUUGUAAUCAACUUUGUUGCAGCGGUUUCUGCUGGAGAGGUUCCGCUCACAGCUGUCCAGUUGUUAUGGGUAAAUCUCAUCAUGGACACGCUGGGAGCUCUAGCCCUCGCUACAGAGAGGCCUACUGAUGAGCUUAUGCAGAGGUCUCCUGUGGGUCGAACAGAGCCUCUAAUAACAAGUAUUAUGUGGAGGAACCUCUUAGCUCAGGCCUUGUUCCAGAUAUCUGUCCUCUUGACUUUACAGUUCAAGGGUGAGUCUCUCUUCAAUGUUAGUGGGGAGAUAAAUGAUACACUAAUUUUCAAUACGUUUGUUCUCUGCCAAGUGUUUAAUGAGUUCAAUUCAAGAAGCAUGGAGAAGAAGAAUGUUUUCAAAGGACUUCAUAAGAACCGAUUAUUUAUCGGAAUUGUAGGAAUUACAAUUAUGCUUCAGGCCAUAAUGGUGGAAUUUUUAAACAAGUUUGCAGAUACAGAGAGAUUGAAUGGGUUGCAGUGGGGAGUUUGCAUUGCAAUUGCAUCUGUAUCAUGGCCACUCGGUUGGAUAGUGAAGUUUAUCCCUGUUUCAGAUAAACUAUUCCUCAAUUGCCCUAAGAGCGCAAAAGUGAUGUUCUUGAGGAUUAUGAGGCUGUUUAACCGAAUAAAACCCUCUUCCUCUAGGCUUGGAAUUGGAUGUGGGAAUGCAAGGCCUUAGAACAUUCCGAGCAGCUUCCCUAUAACUUUUUCCAUUCCCUACAUAUGGGAAACAUGUCAACCACAAAAAACCCACAAAAACCCAC
Corylus avellana is the source of this 3446-nucleotide messenger RNA. RefSeq names its product ATPase E1-E2 type family protein / haloacid dehalogenase-like hydrolase family protein. NCBI's taxonomy places the organism in Eukaryota, Viridiplantae, Streptophyta, Magnoliopsida, Fagales, Betulaceae. Gene Ontology annotation, biological process: calcium ion transmembrane transport. Gene Ontology annotation, cellular component: plasma membrane; intracellular membrane-bounded organelle. Gene Ontology annotation, molecular function: ATP hydrolysis activity; P-type calcium transporter activity; ATP binding. The record is from RefSeq and is a predicted model, not a curated record.